This is a messenger RNA of Dictyostelium purpureum, 1002 nucleotides long. RefSeq lists its product as uncharacterized. The coding region runs from base 1 to 1002 and encodes 333 amino acids. The record is from RefSeq and is a predicted model, not a curated record. The transcript is spliced from 2 exons. NCBI's taxonomy places the organism in Eukaryota, Evosea, Eumycetozoa, Dictyosteliales, Dictyosteliaceae.
AUGAGUAAAAUUAAAAAAUUCAAUCAAAUACCAUUUUAUAAAAUUAGCAACAAUAUAAAUGAAAAUUUUAAAAAACCACUUUUUUCAUCAGUUUCAGCAAUAUCAUCAUUAAAUAAUAAUAGAGCUCUAUCAAUCAAUUGCAGAAAGUUUACAGUUGGAAAAAAUAUCACACCAAUUUCCACAGUAAAAACUUCAUCUAAUAUAAUAGACGAAAUCAAAAAAAAUGAUGUUUCAAAUUCAAUAAAUAGUGAAGAUAAAAGUUUGGGGUUUGAAAGAAACAUACCAUUUAAAUGGUUAUUAAAAAAAAUUUACAUCGCAUCCACAUUAGGUUUUUCAGGUUCCGUUAUUGUGGGUCAUUCAUCAUUAGAACUCUUUUUAAUAGAUGAUACAUUACCAUUUUUAUUUGGUUUGGUGGGUGUAUUUCUUUCAGUCCAAAAUUUCAAUAAACAGAAAGUAAAAUACGAAACAGUAGAUACAAUUGUAGAUAAAAGUAAUAGUAAUAGUAAUGAUAAUAGUAGUAGUAGUGUCCAAAGAUCUUUUAUUAAAAUGAUAGUUCCUCGUUAUACUUUUGAAAAUAUAGCACCUUUCAUUGGUCUUUGUGUAUGUAGUGGAGUUGUUAUCUCACCACUACUUAUACUUUAUUCAACAACAACUAUAGUCAAGGCACUUGCUCUAGGUGGUGUCGUUAGCGGUACUGCUAUAUACUCUUUAUCAAAAAUGAAACAAGAUGUUACUAUACAGCCCUACAGACCAGCUAUAUAUGGGUCUUUGAUGGGAUUUGCAGGUGUGGGUGUUCUUUCGUUAAUAUCUUACCUUUUACAUGGACCAGAGUCAUUCUAUCAAACUAUAAAAACCGUUAAUCUAUAUGCUAGUGUUGCAAUUUCUACAGGGCUUAUUGUCUAUGGAACUAAAGAUGCCAUCAAAUUAUCUAAACAAAAUCUUAAACCCAACUUUCUUAAAGUAUCAUUGGAUUUAAUAAGAAUAAUGAUAAUUUAUAAAUAA